UUUUAGGAUUAAAUGAAAGAGCGAGUGAUAUAGAGAUAAAAAAAAUGUAUAGAAAAUUGAUUUUGAUUUGGCAUCCUGAUAAAAAUAUUAAUAAUAAAGAAGAAUCUGAAAAGAAAACAAAAGAGAUUACUAAAGCAUAUAGAAUAAUCUUAGAAUAUAGAGAAAAAUUUAAAAAGACAAAGUCUAAAAAUACAAAACCGAAAAAAACAAAUGCAAAACCAAAACAAAGAAAACCAAGACAACCAAAACCAAAACAGACAAAUUCGAAACAAACAAAAUUUAAUUCAAAAAAUAAACCAAAAGAACAACAAAAAUCUACAAAGACUAAUUCAAAUGCAACAGAAGCUGAUAAGGCGAUAUUAAAUUUUUUUCGUAUAUUUUUGAACACAUAUCAUGAUUCAAAAUAA
Messenger RNA from Scutellospora calospora, 407 nucleotides. The record is from the annotation of a GenBank genome assembly. NCBI's taxonomy places the organism in Eukaryota, Fungi, Glomeromycota, Glomeromycetes, Diversisporales, Gigasporaceae.